Messenger RNA from Fusarium oxysporum Fo47, 396 nucleotides. RefSeq lists its product as uncharacterized. Lineage: Eukaryota; Fungi; Ascomycota; Sordariomycetes; Hypocreales; Nectriaceae. The transcript has a single exon. The annotation marks the transcript as partial. The record is from RefSeq and is a predicted model, not a curated record.
AUGAUAUAUGUGCGAUACAGUAAAAGCCAGGAACAGACCGGGGAGGAGAAGGAUAACAUCAGGUUCCUACCCCCGGCCGUUGGAAACCUCCUCUUGACAUAUCUCGCGUUCGUGCUGCCCUUGCGUCAGGCCUUUCUACGUCAGAGCAAGCCGGGGGCUCUACUUUCGCCAUACCUAUGGUCAAAGCUUGGUGGCGAGGUCUGGAGGGACGGUAUGGUCUCAUCCUGCCUCCGGAGGGCAUGCGUGCGGGCAGAGGUGCCCCAGUUCCAGGUGGCAUGGUGGCGCCAAGUUGCUGCUUCCAUUACAAAGGAGAAGUUCAGCGCCAGGGAGCAGGCCAAUUUCGACAUGGGUGAGAUCGCAGCGUCUGAAGAAGUUGAGGAUGAAGCGGAUCUUGCG